AUGAGUAGUUUUAUAUUUAGUGAAGAGUUGUUCUCAUAGAAAUGAUUGUGAAGAUCAUCCAAACACUUUGGUAUUUCCAUCGGUUUUAGAUGUUUAGUCAAAGUACAAAGAACAAUUGCCGGGCAAGUAUUCCGGCUGAAUAAUCCCCUUGCAAAAGUUCAAGACGUUCUUCACGAUUGCAACACGGAUAAAAUCUUCGGAGGGCUUGGUGUUGUAACUGGAAAAUGUUACAAAAUGCAUCAGGAUUGGUCAAAGGCCCCAGAAUGGGUGAAGGAACAUUACAAGAUUGAGGAGCAACAACAUUGUGGUGAUAUUACCACUCUUCCACAAGGCGCUGUGAAGGGAGUGGUUGAGGCGGUCGGUGUAUUUGCCAAGGAAAAUCCACACGACGUAGCUCUGAUGGGUAAGAAGAUCGCUAAGACUGUAGGAAUUACAGAGCAACAAGGGUUGGCGUUUUCUUCUGGAUUCCUUCAAACUGCAAACUUGAAUGAGUAAAGGGUCAUACGAUUUCAGCGGUUACAUCUCGAGCUCACUACCUGAUAUAACAACUAUUUGUUUACUAUAGUCACAGUGCUAAACUAUUGCAAGUAAAAGUAAAUGGAGUGAAGUGUACUAGCCAUAAGGAGCCAAAUUUUAAUUUUUGAAACAAGAAUCUCGGCACCAAU
Molecule: messenger RNA, 665 nt
Organism: Pocillopora damicornis (cauliflower coral)
Lineage: Eukaryota; Metazoa; Cnidaria; Anthozoa; Scleractinia; Pocilloporidae
Source: RefSeq, a predicted model, not a curated record